Messenger RNA from Saprolegnia parasitica CBS 223.65, 2181 nucleotides. RefSeq lists its product as hypothetical. Gene Ontology annotation, biological process: transmembrane transport. Gene Ontology annotation, cellular component: membrane. The transcript has 9 exons. NCBI's taxonomy places the organism in Eukaryota, Oomycota, Saprolegniomycetes, Saprolegniales, Saprolegniaceae. The record is from RefSeq and is a predicted model, not a curated record. The coding region runs from base 92 to 2104 and encodes 670 amino acids. Gene Ontology annotation, molecular function: transmembrane transporter activity.
CGCGCGCACCGAGCGACGCAGUGGCCAUCGAGUUUCAGAGGUUUUACGAGAAAAAGUGCAAAGUGCCAUUUUCAACCAGCAGAAAGUCGCGAUGUUCACGCGGCGCGACCGGUCGUCGUCGGGAAAGAUGCCCACGUGGAUGUAUAGCCCGACGGGCGAGACGCCACCGCGGAGCAACAAGAGCUCGUCGAGCUCGCGCGGUGGCAGCUUUGACGCGAUGAACCCGCCGUGGAUGUCGUCCGAGGCGGACCCGCUCCUGCCCGACAAAGACACGUACGCGGAGAUUGGCCUCGCGCGCCGCAAGCUUCUCGGGCCCACGUGCGUGCGCGGGCUCACCGACAUCAUCUUCUUCGUGCUCUUCGUGCUCUACUGGGUCGGCAUGAUCGCGCUCGGCAUCGUCGCCUUUGUCCAGGACGGCCUCACGCACAAGAUGCAAUACUUGACCGAACCCAUGGACUACCACGGCGUCAGCUGCGGCCUCAACGCAUCCGUGUACUACCCGCUCUGGCAGAGCAACCCGGACUUCGGCGUCUGCGUCGCGUCCUGCCCGCACGCCGGCGACGAGGUCCGCCUUCACGUGCCGUGGGCUCAAUUGAACGACUCGACGAUCACGGCGCCGGGUGCGCGGCCGGCCAACUCGACGGCCAAGGACCGGGUCGUGGUCUUUAGCGCAUACGAGACGGUCGCCAACAACUUUGUGUGCGCGCCCAACGGCACGGACGCGUUCAAGGACCUCCCGCACGUCUCACAGCUCAACGACGCGAUCGGACAGUACAUUGGCGGCAUCCGCGAGAACUGGAAGCAACUGCUCUCGGCGUGCGGCAUCGCGGUCGGCCUCGCCUGCGUCUACCUCAUCGUGCUCCGCUUCUUUGGCUGCCUCGUCCUCGGCCUCUCGGUGGUCGGCGUCCAAGUGGCGCUCAUCCUUGCCGCUGUCCAGGCGUGGCUCUUCUCGGCCAACAGCGACGCCUUUGACCGCGCGACGCAAAACGCGUUCUUGGUGCUCGCCGUGCUCUUGCUCUGCGGCGCGAUCCUCUUCUUCUUCAUCGUCGUCCUCAUGGUGCAGCGGCUCGUCCUUGCGGGCAAAUUCAUGGUGUUUGGGACGCGCGUGCUGUACCAGCUCCCGAAAUUGCUGCUUUUGCCCUUCUUCCACACGUUUCUGCUCUUCCUCGUCUUCAUUUGGGGCCUCGCGGUCACGGUCUGCCUCUUUGGCGCCGGUGAGACGGUCCAGGUCGAGGAGACUCUGCGUCUUCCCGGGUCCACCGAGACAGUGACCGUGCUCGUCGCGUCGUUCCAGCGCAGUCCGAUGCUCCGGUGGUUCUUCCUCUACCAUGCCUUUGGCAUCUACUGGGCGAUCACGACGAUCUUGAGUCUGACCGAGAUGACGACUGCGAUGGCGGUCUCGCUCUGGUACUUUGCGCCGACCGACAAGGCGACGAAAGAAAAGGCGUUCGAGGUCGACGACCCGGUCAAGUACGCACUCGAGGGCAUUGCCGGCAACCAUGUCGGCACGGCUGCGCUCAGCGCACUCGUUGUCGCGCCGAUCCGCUACGUGCGCAACUUUUUCAUGUACAUUGAAGACGUGCAGGACAACGAGAGCCUCGGGAGCGGCGUCGCGAAUGUUUUCUCGACGCUCUUUUGCUGCUGCAUCUGGUGCUUCAAGUCGUUUGUGAUCUUCAUCUCGAAAGAAGCGUCGUUUGUGACAGCGAUGCAAGGCUCGAGCUUCUACAGUGCGGCCAAGGUCGCCCACUCGCUCAUUACAUCGCACCUUUUGCGCAUCGGGUCGAUCAACCGCAUUGGCAACGCCAGUGUCCUCCUCGGCAAGGUGAUCAUUUGCUCGGGUGCGUGCCUCGCCGCGUACAUCUUGAUGGAAGCCGAUGACACGUGGACCAACAUGGCGAUCCCGAUGCUCUCGAUCGCGCUCUUCUCGUAUGCGAUUGCACAUACCUUCAUGUCGCUCUAUGAGACAACGAUCAACGUGCUUCUUCUGAGCUUUACGCUGGACGAAGUCACGCACGGCGGUCGCGGCAAGGCGCAGUUUGCCGAGCCCGACUUCACCAAGGCGGUCAACGACAAUUUGCGUCCCAAGUGGCAGAUCGUCUUAUAAGACCUUGAGCACAGGAGAGCCAUAUGAAGCAUGCUCGCGAGAACGAGUCAACGUCAUACAUACUAGUAGUACGACGC